This is a messenger RNA of Dibothriocephalus latus, 804 nucleotides long. The record is from the annotation of a GenBank genome assembly. NCBI's taxonomy places the organism in Eukaryota, Metazoa, Platyhelminthes, Cestoda, Diphyllobothriidea, Diphyllobothriidae.
AUGGGUCAGGGCACACCACAGCUGAUGCUCCCCCUAAUAGAGGCCGACUUACGCGGCAUCUACCGUGGCCCUCCCACGCCCACUGUGUUCUCAUGGCAGGGCAGGUUCAAAGCGACUGGAUAUGGACUUGGGUACAGCGGUUGCGAAAGUCGAACAGCACAAGUGCCGGUGGCUAAUUCUGCACGGACAACGCCUCGAUCGGGAUGUCGCCAAUAUCUCCUGAAAGGAGAGUGCUAUGAAGUCGUCAUUGCAAUUGCGACCCUCGUUCUGAGAGCGGAUCCACUUAUCCCUUCAGCUGGUAGCACGUCGUCACAGGCGGAAACGUGUCCGAUUUAUUACCUUGAGGAGUGUGCUGCAGAUGCGCCCUGUUCCACCGUAGUACGCCAUGGACACGAGAAUUCGAGCAGUCCUGGACGUAACUUUGACGGCGACGUGGGGACGGUGCCUUCGCCGGCUUCAACGCUCUCCUCCCAACCGCCGUCUCAUCAGCUGCCCACUCACGCCAGCCCUGCAGUGGUGGUGACUUGCUGUGACGGUCCACAUCCCUCCAAUCACGACGCCGUCACCGCAGUCAACAAGACCAACAACCUACUACAACGCUCAACCCGAGAUCUACCGUCGACUAGUUCUGAAACCCUGUCCUAUUGCCAGACUAUUACUACCGGCGGCUCCGGCGGCUUCGAUCCCGUCGAGGAGGAGGCAAAAAUGUACCGGUUAAAUGCUCCCGAGAUGCAGCAUACACAGCCCAGCGAAAUGACCUUGGUUGCCGCCGCCAACGAGGUGGGCCGAUCGCUCCAUCCCUCU